UGGUAUGAGUAUAUUUUAUAGGGAAUGUGCUGAGUUACUGGUGUUUUUCUCCGGGGUUCAGCAUGCAGGAGCUGCUCGGACAGGGAGUACGCAGCAUCAUUCUGACCAGUGGAACUCUCUCGCCGCUCUCAUCCUUCACCUGUGAAAUGAAAAUUCAUUUCCCUGUAUCCUUGGAGAAUCUUCAUGUCAUCCAGCCUGAUCAGAUUUCCGCCAGUAUCAUUGAAAAAGGUCCGGACGGCGUGAAGUUGAGCACAGCCUUUGACAGGAGGUUUGUUCCUGAAAACAUGUCGUCUAUGGGAAACACUCUUGUCAAUCUGACACGGCUGGUCCCUCAUGGACUGCUGGUGUUCUUCCCCUCGUAUCCGGUGAUGGAUAAGACUCUGGAGUUCUGGAGGGCUAGUGGACAUGCAGGUCGCAUUGAGAAAGUGAAGCCCAUGUUUGUUGAACCGAGGGGUAAAGGCACUUUUACUGAGGUGAUUGAUGGCUAUUAUGCCAAGCUGAAAGACCCAAACUCCAGCGGAGGAAGCUUCUUCGCUGUAUGUAGAGGAAAGGCAAGCGAAGGGUUGGAUUUUGCUGACACGUACUGUCGAGGUGUUGUUGUCACUGGACUCCCCUUCCCCCCGAUGAUGGACCCGAGGGUGAUGGACCCGAGUGAAGGAUCUGUCCGGGCAGGAGUGGUACAGACAGCAGGCCUAUCGAGCUGUGAAUCAAGCCAUUGGCAGAGUGAUCUGCCACAGAGAAGACUACGGAGCCAUCUUCCUCUGUGAUCACAGGUUCAGUGGCACCGAAGCCCGUAAUCAGCUUCCUCCUUGGGUGAGGCCAUAUGUUAACAUUUAUGAUAACUUCGGUACCAUGGUCCGUGAUGUGGUUCAUUUCUUUCGGACGGCGCAGAAAACAAGACCAGUUCCUGUUAGGAAAGAAAAAGCAGAGAGCAGUGAGAAGCAGGCAGACACCAGGCCGUUCAACAGAGGCUCCGGCUGUCCUCAUAAGAGUGUCUGGCUCACUGACACAUCUCGAAAGGCCAAACAAGUAGACUCCCACGUCCCCAGCCUAAAAAGGAAAAAAUUAGAGUCAGAAGAGCAGUCUGGAAGUGAUAGGGAUGCCCAAAUGUUCAUUCAAUAUGAGAUGGACAUUGACAGAAAACCAGUCAGCCUGCUGGACGUCCCUGAUGACACAACCAACAAAGUGAGGGAAGACACC
Carassius auratus (goldfish) is the source of this 1200-nucleotide messenger RNA. RefSeq names its product regulator of telomere elongation helicase 1-like. Gene Ontology annotation, molecular function: DNA helicase activity; nucleic acid binding; hydrolase activity, acting on acid anhydrides, in phosphorus-containing anhydrides. Gene Ontology annotation, cellular component: nucleus. Bases 63 to 767 code for a protein of 234 amino acids. The record is from RefSeq and is a predicted model, not a curated record. Lineage: Eukaryota; Metazoa; Chordata; Actinopteri; Cypriniformes; Cyprinidae. The transcript is spliced from 11 exons. Gene Ontology annotation, biological process: negative regulation of DNA recombination; telomeric loop disassembly; negative regulation of t-circle formation.